UUGGGAAAGAUGAAUUACAGCGGAUCAAUCCAGUACUUGGAACAUGUUGUUGUCCGAAUAUCUGUUGAGGCAUUAGGGGGUAUCGGAAGGGGAGAUAUACAUAUUGAACUCAUAUCACCAUCUGCGACAUUAUCUGUUCUCCUUAAGCGACGGCUAUUGGAUCGUGCCGAAAUAAAUGGGGGUCAAACAGCAUAUGUAGACUGGCCCUUUAUGUCAGUUAUGUUCUGGGGAGAAGAUCCCGCUGGACAGUGGACCCUCAGCAUAAUGAGUGUAAACCCUUACAUUGAUGGUGUUGUCAAUGUGGCAUCGAAUUGUCUGUUUGACAAUGGAGGUUGUGAGCAGAUCUGCAUAGAUACCUAUCUCUCAAAUGAGUGUGACUGUGAGGUCGGAUAUGUUUUGGAUUAUAAUGGAACGUCAUGCUCACCGGAACCAGUUGAGCUAGCGUUCACAGGGGACACUCCAAUGGUGACAGGUCACAACGUUUCAGUGCAGAUAUAUGCGUCACCACCGAGGCACUUGCGGUGUCAACUAAUCAGUCGUGAUGCUCCGGGAAUGCCAAUCCGCACAGCAGAGGAAAUCUGUUCGAGUGGUGAGGUUGUGUUCCAGAAUGUACCAGUUGGUGAACACCGAGUGAGGGUCAUAGCUGGAAACGGAGAUGCAGUCAUCCGCAGUCAUUUGAUCCUAAUGCCUCACAGCCCGUUCUUCUGCUCACUGAAUGCAAUCAACCGAGGGAUCACCAAGGAUUACUAUAAUGGCACAGCCUACUAUACAAUUGAGUGGAGAGCAAUUGGUGAUGAUGUCGGAUUUCUAUGCGAUUUUGGCAUCCCUGAAUAUGCAGCAAAAUGCAGCAGUCCAUACACUUUCCCAGCAACGGACGGAGUGACGAGGGUGAAGGUGCUCCCAGAUCCUGAAAAGUGUCGAGGGAUGCGCAGCCCCUAUGUGUUCAAACUGGACUGAUGUAGUAGUAGCUAACACAGAAACUUAAUAAAGACUAAAUUUAGUAUUUAGUUAAAUUGCUGAACAAAUGAAGAGCUCUGUGUGACAGUUU
This is a messenger RNA of Geodia barretti, 1048 nucleotides long. The record is from the annotation of a GenBank genome assembly. NCBI's taxonomy places the organism in Eukaryota, Metazoa, Porifera, Demospongiae, Tetractinellida, Geodiidae.